GGAAGAGCACAGCCACAACUACAAAAAGCCUGCUGCCUUCCCCCAGUGUCAGGGGAAGGAGGACUUCUGCAGGGGGAGCCCUGAUACCAGACCACUUUCGCGCGCUUUGGGGUUGCAUAGCUUGAGAGAUGCCUGCACAGAAAAGUGAAUUUGGGCCCCUCAAGACUCAGGUUUUCUUGCUGCUGGUGCUGUGCCUGUGCCAAUGGACACAGCAAACUCUGGCAACACCAUGCGAGGGGGGCGAGAUGAGAAUGGUCAGUAAGGGUGUAAAGAAAUGCUGCCCUAAAUGCGUCUCAGACACAGCCGACAAGCCAUGUGCAGAAAUCAAGGACACGGACUGCAGAUGUCCUCAGGGCUACAGCUGCGCUAAUCGGGCCUGCGACUCCUGUCAAAAACUGCCUGAAUGUGCAGAAGGCGAGGAGCCGUUUAAGCGUGGCAUUAUUGACUACUCAUUUGAAUGUAAACCAUGUGAGAUAGGAACCUAUUCUAAUGUUAAGAAUAGCUGGUGCCAAAACUGGACCGAUUGUGAAGGUUCUGGGUUUCUAACAAUCAAGCGAGGCAACAAGACACACAAUGUUGUGUGUGGCUUCCCUGUUGAAGAUGUGGAGCAAGUUGCAGCUCGCGUUGCAGACGGCUCUAUGUAUACCACCAUCCUGGCCAUCUUUACUGCAGUGGCUGUAUUUGUUCUCAUCUUGCUGACCUUCUUCUUGCAUUUCUGCAUCUGGUCACUGAAGAAAGAAAAAUACCACGUGGUUGACAAUGUGGAACAUAACUUCUCUAGGCUGCUGCUGGCUCCGCAAGCACCACACCACCGAGAGGAGACUUACAGCUGCCAGUUUCCAGAAGAAGAACAUGGAGACAAAACACCAGAAGAAAAGAGUGGCUAUUUCCACCCUCCGAGUCCGCACUGAAAACAGAUAAAUUGCAAAGUGACAUGAGAAUGAGGAACUGAGAUCAGCUUUUAAAAAAAAAUGAGGAAAAAAAAAAAAGGGAGGGACCGGGUGCAUAAAGCAUCAUUCUGUACAUAGCAAUAAGGAGCAGGUUUGGGGGAAUUUUGCUUUGUUUCUUCUCAACAAAACUCAUAUUUAGAAACAGGAGCUGUUUAAAUCAGUCUGACAUUCAAUUCAGCUGCACUGUUUUAGGCGGUUUUCCUGAGUUGUGGGUUGCUUUUUUGUUAUUUGGUUGUUUUUCAUUGAUGCACUUCUUAAUAUUGUUUGGGACAAGAGACCCUUCUUGUUAUUACUCCACUUUGCAUAUUCUGCUGUGGUGCUCCUCCAGCCUGACUGGUGCCUGGCAGGCUGGUGUCCUGCCAUCAGUCCCUCCAGGGCUGCAGGAGGUAUGGAAAUACCUGUGCCGAGCAGUCAGAACUACUGCUCUUCUUUGGGCAGGCUUUGCAUUCCUGCCGAGUGGCCCUUUUAGUUAGGCAGCAAAGGGCCUUUACUUUUAAUCCAUGAACUACUCCACUUUCCUACCACAGCAGCACCUGCUGGCCAGUCUCGGUGCACAGAGGUGUCCAGGUGAGGCUGCUGUGGCCACGUUCUUUGUGUUUGCAGAGACUUUUCUAUGCAAGCUCUGUCAUCCCUUCCAGGAAAACUGGAAGAAGAAGGGAGUGACGUUUAUCCUUGUCUCCUCCACAACUCAGCUAUCUUCGGUAGCUGGAACAUUGAAUUAAAUACAAGAGAUUUCAGAAAGGCUCAAGGAUCAUGCUGUCUAGAGAAAGACACUUGACUUAGUGCACUCUUCUCACCUGGCUUAUAGAGCAGAAAAAGACGGUGGGAAACAGAGAGAAGCCAACCACUUGUUCCUGAUCCUUUUCCUUCCCGCUCCAGAAUAAAAGGAACCAGGUCUUCUGCUGAUGUAUACCAGCAUAGCUCCAGUGACUUGAUCAUCAGCUGAAAGAUAUUCCCUUUGAUGGACAUAGAACAAUGCAGGAUUUUUUAUUAAAGCUUUCUCAAGUUUUGUAGAGCUCUGGCAUGGCUAGAAUUUGUCCUUUUGCCUGAAUUUAAAGGGGGAGUGUGUUGGCUGGUUGGUUUCUGUCAGUUGGCACUGAUUUCAGAUAGGAAUCCAGUCUGUGGCUUCAACUAAUUAAAAUGUUUUUCUCAUUUUUUAUAUAAUUAUAUAUAUAUAUCUUUUCUUAUAAAACUAUAAUUAUUGUUGUGUAAUGGGAUUGCAAUUAUAGGUACAAAACCUUGAAUGUCUUCUGGUUUGGCUAUCUGGAGAAAGCUGCUUAGAGCAGAUUCUUAAGACUAAACCAACACUGGGCAAAAAUGAGUUUUGAGUCAGCUUUUGUGUAAAAGCAUAUAAAUAUCCCACCCUUCACUCAUUCCAUCACAGUUCCAGUUUCAGUUUUACAGCUUCCCUGUUACUGUGUUGAGUACCAUUAACAUCCCUGUACUGUAGCUUCCUCAUCACAUUAGAUGGAAACACUGAUAAUUCUCAACCUCAGAAACAUGAUGUAAGACAUAAUUGGUAUUUUCAAUGUAUUUUUGCCUUCUCUCAUCCUGUUGCUUUUAAUUCUUGUGUUUCUGUUGAAUUUUCCUGUAGGUAUCCCUAUGUGGAUUUAAUUUCAAAUGUGUUUUCUUCUGUUGCUUUGAGAAAUAUGCAGACUCUUAACUGAGGUGGACUGGGCAUUCACCCAAGGAAAGGUGGCAAACAUUGGACUGGAUGAAACAGGGAAACUUAGCUUAAAGUAUAAGACUGGCUUUGCCUUGUAAGCAGGUACACUGUGGGAUUUAAUAUACUCAGAAGUCUAAACACCUGCUGGUAAAGACCAUUCUUAGUGCUUCUUCUGUGUUGGCCGUGUUUACUCUCUGAUCUAUAUUGGUCUUUCAUUUUUUAAUGUAGUGUGUUUUUCACCAAGAUUUCUGAUUGUGACCUUUUGUAAAGGCAAAAUAAACUUGACAAUUAAUGAA
Molecule: messenger RNA, 2912 nt
Organism: Anas platyrhynchos (mallard)
Lineage: Eukaryota; Metazoa; Chordata; Aves; Anseriformes; Anatidae
Gene: TNFRSF18
Product: TNF receptor superfamily member 18
Biological process (GO): positive regulation of cell adhesion
Cellular component (GO): external side of plasma membrane
Source: RefSeq, a predicted model, not a curated record